This is a messenger RNA of Vigna unguiculata (cowpea), 1192 nucleotides long. RefSeq names its product B-box zinc finger protein 21-like. Gene Ontology annotation, biological process: regulation of DNA-templated transcription; photomorphogenesis. Lineage: Eukaryota; Viridiplantae; Streptophyta; Magnoliopsida; Fabales; Fabaceae. Gene Ontology annotation, cellular component: nucleus. The record is from RefSeq and is a predicted model, not a curated record. Gene Ontology annotation, molecular function: zinc ion binding.
ACUUUACUCAAAGAAAGAGAAAAGAAAAGGCAGUCAUUGAUACAUCCAUGUCUUUAUCUCCCAAGGCAUUCAUCCAGAGAUUUCUCUCAGAUGUUCAAGAAAAACACACUUAAUACCCUCACCUGUUUUCUCUGGACCACGAUCAUGUUCAAAACCAAAACCCCAUGAUUUUUUUGUCUCUAUUAUCACUCUCUUCACCUCAAAACUCAAAACAAAACAAAUCCAACAUUCAACAACACAACACAAAGCAGAGAUGAAGAUUCAGUGUGAUGUGUGUCACAAAGAAGUGGCUUCCUUGUUCUGUCCUUCAGAUGAAGCAGCUCUCUGCCAUGCUUGUGAUCGCACCAUCCACCAUGCCAACAAGCUCGCAGACAAACACAAACGCCUCUCUCUCAGCAACCCCACUUCGAAAUCCACCACCACUCUCUGUGAUAUCUGUCAUGAGAAGCGUGCUUAUGUCUUCUGCAGAGAAGACAGAGCUCUACUUUGCAGACAAUGUGAUGUUUCCAUCCAUGAUGUCAACGAACACACCAAGACACACGACAGGUUUCUUCUCACUGGAAUAAAGCUCGAAGAAAAAACAAGAACAACCGUUUCAAACGAAAAUAUUGGUUCUUUUGGUUCUUCUCGCACGCUUUGUGACACGAGCUCGGUUUCAACAAGUAGCAUAUCUGAGUACUUGAUUCAGACCAUUCCUGGUUACUGCAUGGAAGACCUUUUAGAUGCUUCAUUUGCUACAUCAAAUGCUUUCUCUAAGGAUUAUGAGUUUCCGAAUGAAGAUGUUCAAGUGAGCAUGUGCUCGAUCCCACUGCAAUCUCAAUUUAGCAGUGGUUCCAAUCUUUGUCCUCAGUUUGAUUCUUUAGUUGGAGUAAUUGAAAUGCCAAAAGCCAAAGCUGGGGAAGGAUACUCCAAUUGGGUUCAUGAUUCUGAUUACGCAGCCUACAAAGUUCCCUCGAUUACUCAUCCUUUAGUAAAAAAAAGUAAACGCUCUCGUUGAUCAAUUCUAUGUGAAAAUUUGUUGCAGAAUUCACAUACCCUUGUUUUGUUUUCUGCAAUUUUUUUCUUUUUCUGUAUAAAGAUUGGGGACUAAAACCACCAAAACCCCCUACUUUCUGGAGAUCCUAGUUAAAUGGGUCUUGUUUUCUGUAUUUUCUUUUUCAAAAUUUUGAAGCUUUCUUUUUUGCUCUUUUAA